Molecule: messenger RNA, 984 nt
Organism: Fusarium musae
Lineage: Eukaryota; Fungi; Ascomycota; Sordariomycetes; Hypocreales; Nectriaceae
Exons: 2
Coding region: 1-984 (327 amino acids)
Molecular function (GO): 4-hydroxy-tetrahydrodipicolinate synthase activity
Source: RefSeq, a predicted model, not a curated record
AUGUCUGCUCCUCCACCCAAGGGUAUCUACGUGCCCGUUCCCACGUUCUUCGCUUCCAAGAAGACUGCCAACUACAACGCUAUUACCCCACCCAUCGAUAUUGAAACACAGGUCGCUCAUUCAGUCUUCCUGGCCAAGAAUGGAAUCAAGGGCCUAGUAGUCCUCGGUAGCACAGGAGAAGCUGUUCAUAUUCACCCUAGAGAUCGCCACGCCAUUCUCAGUGGUAUCAAGGCUGGUCUUGAGAAGGAGGGUUUCAAGGAUUAUCCCAUCAUUGCGGGCACAGCAACAAACAGCGUCGAAGAGACUGUUGAACAACUCAAGGAUGCUCAAAAGUCGGGUUCCCAAUGGGGAUUGUGCCUCGUUCCUGGGUACAAUGCCGGUGCAGUUACACAAGAGGGUAUUAUCCAAUGGUUUACUGCCGUUGCUGACCAAAGUCCCAUUCCUGUCAUGAUCUACCAUUACCCCGGAGUCUCGAACAACGUCAAAGUUGCACCUUCGACAUAUGCCAUACUUGCAAAGCACCCUAACAUUGUCGGCUGCAAGCUCUCUCAUGGAGAUGUCUCGGUAGCCGCGCAGGUUGCUUCCAACCCAUCCAUCGAUCACACCCACUUCCACUGUUUCACAGGCCUCGGACAACAGCUCCUACCUGUUAUCUCAAUUGGCUUUGCCGGCGCCAUUGAUGGCUCAGCGGGAUUCUUCCCCAAGUCACUGGUGCGACUCUUCGAGCUGUCGUCCAAGACCCAGCCUACAGAUGCUGAGAUCCAGGAGCGAAGACUGCUGCAGUUCAAGGUUAGCUCAAUGGAGGAGCUUGUGGUCAAGUUUGGUACUGUGGGUAUCAAGGAUGCUAUUAGCAGACUGAGAGGCUUUGGGGAUACAGACGGUACGAGGUUGCCGCUCGUGGGUGGUAUUCCUGGUGGUGAUGCUGAGUGGGCGAAGUGGAAGGGGGUGAUUGAUGCAGUUGAGGAGGUUGAGAAGUCGCUAUAA